Adineta ricciae is the source of this 3255-nucleotide messenger RNA. The record is from the annotation of a GenBank genome assembly. NCBI's taxonomy places the organism in Eukaryota, Metazoa, Rotifera, Eurotatoria, Adinetida, Adinetidae.
AUGUCGAUCAAUAGUGUUACAACAGCAGGUACUCUUCGAGGAAGAGAGCAGGAUCUCGAUGGUGAUUAUUAUGUUAUUUAUGUUAAAGUCAAUAAAGAAGAUUCAUCUGAUUCGAAACGUUUCAACACAGCGGACAUGGGACGAUUAAAGCAAUAUGUGAAAAUCACUAAAGUAUUCGAUGAUUUAACUAAAUUUCAUAGUUAUUUACAAACGAUCAGAAAUGAAAAAGUACUUUUAGUUUUGGCCAUAGGAAGCACAUCGGAUGAAAAGUGGUGCAAAUUUAAUGAAAACAUUUUUUCAAAAAUCGGUUUCAGCACAACCAUUUUGAACCAUCCGCAGAUUCUUUCGAUUUCUAUUUUGGAAAAUACUAAGUUUACAAUUUAUAAUAUGUUAUAUCCGUUUUCAUUACGAAAAAAUGUUCUCAAACGAAAACAAACAAUAUUCACAACAAAUAAUCAAACACAAUUAUGGAAGAAAGUCAAAUCGUUCACCACUGCUCUUUCCACUAUCGAUAUCAUCUGUUACGACAAGUAUGAACUGAAUGAACCCAAUGCGACAUACCAUGAACUCAAUCGUUCAUAUUUUCCCAACUACACGAUUUGUCGGAACAUGUUUAGUGCUUUAAAUUGCGUCACAUCGUCUAGAUUCCAAACUGUUAUCCUGAUUGUUGUUGAUGAAACUAUCGAAAAAAUGAUACAGAAAAUCAAUAACGAUAAAUAUGCUUUUCUAUUGAGGACAUUGUCAUCAAUUUAUGUGUACAAACUGAGUGAUACUCGUCCAUCAUACAUUCGUGAAAUGACGUUCUUCCUUGAUCGAGACGAUCUAAGCAAUGGUUUGAUGAACGAUAUCAUCGCAGACUUGGUUAUUGUUCAAAAGCCAAAUUAUUGCUUUUCAUCGGAUAAAAAUAAUCAACAAAUGUCAUUGCGAAGUUUGAAAAAAAUUCAAUUUGCAUUGCAGACGGAAGAUUUCAGUUGCCUUCCGCAGAUACCAUCGGCAAAGUUUGAAAUGUUCGAAGAAUGUCGAAGACGAUAUGAAAAAGAUAAAACCGAGUUAAAGAAAAUCGCAGAAUUCGAAAGAGAUUAUUUCUCCAUGUCGCCGAUAUUAAUGUAUACAAGAGACAGUUUUCUCUAUCGUUUACUAAACGAUGCCUGUCGGACAGAGAACAUUGAUAUGAUGUACAAAUUUCGGUAUUAUAUUCAUGAUCUUUAUAAACAGCUCAGUCAAUUACAUAAAGAAUUUCUUUCGUCUUUAUCGAAUUCUGAUACACUUCAUCUUUAUCGCGGCCAAUUGAUGUCUCGAUGCGAAUUUGAAAAUCUGCAACAAAAUAUCGGUCAACUCUACUGCACAAAUACAUUUCUCUCAACAACGAUGGACGCCGCUGUUGCUUUUGCGUAUUUUUCAUCACCAGGAGAUGUUCAACAACCUGACGUUGUCAAUGUUUUAUUCAUUUACACAAUUGACACUCGUCUUCGACAUACGAAACCAUUUGCUUCGAUUGAAAAAGAUAGUUGUGCAGCAGACGAAAAGGAAGUCCUGUUUUGCAUGGGUACAGCUUUUCGUAUCGAUUCGAUUGACAGGUCGUCUGACAAUCACUUUUGGAAAGUCACAGCAACACUAGUCGAAACUAGUGAACCUAAGUCAAUCACGGAAGUACUUAUGAAAUCAGAUCAUUACAACAUUGAGAUUAACAAUUUACAAGAAGUUGAACGUUGUUACCAAGUGAUUAUUGAUGAGUAUUUUGAUCAUAACGAUACUUUUAUUCGAGCACAAAUUGGCAUCGCUCAGAUCUAUACCUAUAAAGGUGAAUAUUCAGCAGCAAUUGAACGUUAUGAAAAGGUAAUUUGGAGAAGUCCAAAAUUAAAUGAUAAAAUUGAAUCUUACAUUAAAAUUGGUCAGAUUUAUCGACAUAGUUUUGAAUAUAUAGCAUCACUGUCAGCGUAUCAAGAGGCACUACAAUUGAGUGAAGAUAGAAAUUCGAUAGAGUAUAUUCAAUUGCUUAUUUAUAUUGCUGAUGUGCACGAACUACUAAAAGAUUAUAAUUCAGCUAAACGACUCUAUACAAAAGCUCUUGGUGUUGCAAAUGUUCCAACAAAUUUACAUAGAAUGUGCCAGACACGUUUAAAUGAGAUGAGCGUCAAAAGUCGCCUGCUCGCGGGUUCAAUUGUUCUUCUAGUAAUACUUAUAUUACUUAUAUUUAUGGUUUGUUUUUUCACCGCAAUGUAUUUCAUAUUUAAAUAUUGUCCUCAAGUAAUUUUGGAAAAAUAUAAUAUAAUUAUGGCUCCUCUUGCGUGCAUGCUAAAACCAGGUAUGGAUAUAGUAUCAAAACUUGUAAUAAUAUUGUUUAAUUAUUUUGGCACUCUUUUCUUAAACAAACGCGAAAGUUUUAUUGUCUAUGAGAAACAAGUUACAACUGUAGUGUGGCUAUAUAUGCUGUAUGUCAACAUUUUUGUUACUUGGCAACUUGCACCAUACUUAUGUUCAUACAUAACAAUACCAAUUAAUGUAAUGAUUAUGAGAUUAUAUCUUUGUUUUGUAUCAUUUUUUAUUGAAUUCGAUUACUACACACAUGCAGCUGUGUGUGGUUGGUUUUUACCGGUGCAUGAUGUUCCUAUUUUUACGGUAUGUCAUUGGUUACUUUAUUCUACGAAGAAACCUGAAUUUAUCUUCCAUACUAAUUAUAUUCUUUACCUAAAGACACAAAUUCGUCAAAUCGAGUGUUUAAAUCAAUUAUUCAAUCGCUUUAUAAAUUUAUUAAGUUGUAAAACUCGAUUUUAUUUUCGUAUUUGUUUAUUUAUUCUAUUAGUUAUGUAUAAACCAUAUGCACUUCUUCAUAUUAACCACGAUCUAUCUGAAAAAUGGAUGGUAUUCAUCUGUAUAUAUUUAAGUAUUUGGUCUCCGAAUCCUUUACCGCAUUACUUCUUCUUACCAUUAUACCUCUUGGGACAAGGCGGUUUAUUCUAUACAUAUAUAUAUAUAUUAUAUCCACCACAAGCACUUAUAUUUGAACCUCUUUUUGAAAUAAUGAAAAAACGUGAUGAAGAAGAGAGAAAGAUUAAUUUGCCUGUUGGAACAACGCAUGGAAAGACGAUUGAACUGAGUUAUAUUUCAUCCUUAUAUAAUCAAGCACAGAAUCAAUUCAUCAAGCAGUUUUUAGAAUUCCCUCCCAUGACUGGAUCUGAUUUUCUUGUACAGACAGAAAAACAAAAGCGAGCUAUUGAUCAUGAAACAUCGCAAUUACAGAUCGUAAUUCGUUAA